Messenger RNA from Jatropha curcas, 2541 nucleotides. Its product is annotated as Protein phosphatase 2C family protein. Lineage: Eukaryota; Viridiplantae; Streptophyta; Magnoliopsida; Malpighiales; Euphorbiaceae. Gene Ontology annotation, molecular function: cation binding. The record is from RefSeq and is a predicted model, not a curated record.
UUUUCCUAACGGCUCGCUGCUAAAGAUAUUCCUUUGACCCCUCCAAACCCUAACUGCCUUCCAUUAUUUUUACUUUGGCUCCUCUUCACUCCACUUCUCUCCUCCUCUUCCUCUCCUUUCUCUUUCUCUUUCAUUUUUUUAUAGCCGUUGGAGCUCUUUGUCUUCUUUCUCUCUUCUGUUUUGGCAUAAUGGACACAACAUCCACCAUGCAACUGCCUUCUACUUCUCUUGUUUCUUCUUCUUUGAAGCGAAAAAGACCACCCAAGAUUGAGAUUCCGAAUGUGCUACAAGAAAUCCAGGCUGAUAAAGUCAAAUUCAAAGAUUUGACCCCGAGAAAUGAUCCUUCAUGUUUUAGUGGAAUUGGUGUCGGAGUUUCCUCUAUUAAAGGCAAGAAAAAGUUCAUGGAAGAUGCUCACAAGAUUGUUUCUUGCAUAAAUGGCUGCUCAAAUCAAGGAUUUUUUGGAGUUUAUGAUGGGCAUGGAGGGAAAAAGGCCGCAGAAUAUGUUGCAGAUAAUUUGCACACUAACAUCCUUGGAAUGAUGUCAAAUUCUGCGGGAAAUAUAUCCAAAGAAGAUGCUGUUAAAGCUGGGUACUUGAAAACAGACCAAGAGUUCUUGAAACAGGGUUUAGUCAGUGGUGCCUGCUGUGUCACAGCCUUGAUUGAAGGGCGUGAGGUUGUUGUCUCUAAUGUUGGAGAUUGCAGGGCUGUUCUUUGUAGAGGAGGAGUAGCUGAAGCCCUUACAAUAGAUCAUAGAGCAGAAAGGGAGGACGAACGAAAACGAAUAGAGGAUAAGGGAGGAUAUGUUGAGAUCCAUCGAGGCGCGUGGAGAGUUCAUGGGGUUCUUUCUGUUUCUAGAAGCAUUGGAGAUGCUCAUCUGAAGGAGUGGGUACUGGCUGAGCCUGACACAAUGACCUUACAACUAACCCCGGAUAUGGACUUUCUUGUCUUAGCUUCUGAUGGACUGUGGGAAGAGGUUGGGAACCAAGAAGCUGUAGAUACUGUGAUUGCUUUAUGCAUGCCUGAGAAGAAAAUGGGAUCUAUAGGAGAUAUUCAAAAAGAUGAUGAUGUUAAUUAUGGGUGUGUAAAUAUUAGUCCUUCAUCAAAGUUGCGAAGGGUUUCUCUGGUUAAGCAGCAAAAAGUGUUAAAACACUCACCGAGCAAUAAGCAGACAGUUGAUAGCUGGAAAGAUAUGCAAGAUAACUUUGCAUGUGAAAAUGAAAGUCCUCCAUCAAAGUCAAGAAGAAUUUCACUGGUCAAGAGAAUAAAUGUCAAGAAUGAUUCCCCUAUUAAAGAAAACACUGUUCAUAAGAAGAGAUCUGCGUCUAUGGGGCUUGUGUCUGCUUGUAAAGAGCUUGUGAACCUUGCUGUAAGUAGAGGUAGUUUGGAUGACAUCACGGUGAUGAUAAUCGAUUUGAACCACUUCAAAUCUAUCCCUGCUUGCUUCUCAGCUAGCGAGAGGCAUACAGAUGAGCCAGCAAUGAUAACCAGAUCAGGCCAGAGUGUAUUUAUGUCAGUUUACAGGACAAAAUUAGCCAGCCACUGCCGUUUGAUCACAAUCACAUGGUACAAGAACCUUUUGCUUCAUGGCCUAUCUAUUUCUUUUCAGGCAACCAAUGAAGAAGGCGAAAGCUACCAAUUCAAGAUAGAAUUGAAGCCAUGGUAUUUCUGGAGAAAACAAGGCUGCAAGCAGUUUUUGGUGGAUGGUAAGGCUGUUGAGGUUGUUUGGGACCUAAAGGCUGCAAAAUUCAAUGGAGAAACAGAACCACAAUCAGAUUACUAUGUUGCUAUAGUCUCUGAAGGUGAAGUUAUUUUACUUCUUGGUGAUUUAAAGAAAGAUGCAUAUCGAAAGACUCGUUGCAGGCCUGCCCUUAUUGAUCCAAUCUUGAUUUCAAGAAAAGAACAUGUUUUUGGUAAGAAAAGGUUUAGAACAAGAUUUAAAUUUCAUGAGAAAGAACAAUUCCAUGAAAUUUCAAUCGAAUGCAACAAUUGUAGUGCUAGUAACAGCAACUAUAUUGGUGGGUUUGAUCCUCAAUUAGAGAUAAUAGUUGAUGGGAAACUAGAAAUUCAAGUUAAGCAUCUCCAAUGGAAGUUCAGAGGAAAUGAGUCAAUUGAUUUUAGUAAAAAAAGAUUAGAAGUUUAUUGGGAUGUACAUGAUUUGCUAUUUGGUUCCGGUCCAAGACAUGGUCGGUUUAUAUUUAAGCCAGUACUUUCAUCAUCGUCAUCAUCUUCUCCAUCAACCUCUUCAAUGCCAUUGUUGACUGAUCAAGAAGUUCCUUAUUGGGAUGACAAUGGAGGUGGAUCAUCCAAUUUUUGCUUGUUUUUAUACACUUGGAAGGUAGAAUAAUUUUGUUUUGGUGCAUAUAACUGUCUAAUGAUGUAAUCUAAUAUAAUUAUAUGUAUAUUUUUCAUUUCAAUUGACUCAAAAAUGUAUUUGAUUAAGUUAUAUUUCCAUUUAGUUAAGUUGUUUACUUUUUAUCCAACAAUAUGUGAUAUCAUAUCCUAGAUAUUAAAGAGAGAGACAUGGUGUCAAUUAAGUCCGA